Entrophospora sp. SA101 is the source of this 477-nucleotide messenger RNA. The record is from the annotation of a GenBank genome assembly. Lineage: Eukaryota; Fungi; Glomeromycota; Glomeromycetes; Entrophosporales; Entrophosporaceae.
AUGUAUUAUAAAAUCCCUGCACAUGCAGAAAUCGAUACUUAUUUAUCUACAAAUCCAAUUUCCGAAUGGCACCUUCUCAAUGUAUAUAUGAAUUCCAAGUUAGAGUCCAACCCACUUAUGACAGCACCAGAUUUAUUUAGGUCCUUUUGUAGAUCACUGACUUUCAUCGAAAAAAACGAGAAUGACAGUUACCCCAAAUAUGUUAUGGAAUAUGCAAAAAAGCUAAGAAUGACUAUGAAGUCAAAAGCAUUGGAUGAUAUAACAAAUAAGAUUAUUCAAAAAUGUAAAAGAGGUGGUAAUGAUAAUGAUGAAAAUGAGUUUGACAAUGAUAGGACUAGGACUUCUGAUAAUGGCGAGAUUGAACCAAUGAUCCAAGAAAAUUGUGAAGAAAUAGAUACUUCUGCAAGGGGACAUAAUAAUGACUUCACAGUUUCCUCAUUUGGUGUAGUAGUGAGCUCUAAACAAAUAUUUACAUGA